Messenger RNA from Trichoderma asperellum CBS 433.97, 1148 nucleotides. RefSeq lists its product as uncharacterized. NCBI's taxonomy places the organism in Eukaryota, Fungi, Ascomycota, Sordariomycetes, Hypocreales, Hypocreaceae. The record is from RefSeq and is a predicted model, not a curated record.
GUUAUGGCGCAUUCAACCAAGAUUCAUACUCGGGCUGGAUCGCGGGCAUCGCUCGUCUCAGUCGGGCAGAUGCCUGUCAUCAAAGAAGACAGCAACAUCAUCACACCGGCGCCAGCAAUGCUCCGCAUACCUGCAAAGAAUCCCCACCGAAGUCUGGGACCACAACCUCACGGGGUAAUCAUACCGUAUCUGACGGGCUUUCAGGAUCUGCCUCCAAAAACACUGGCCUCGACGGAGGGUAAGGCUGAAGGCGAUGAUGGAGAUGAAAAGACUGUUGUUGGACGGAUGACGCCUCCGCCUAUAGCAACGUUGAGAAAGAGGCGAUGGAAUGGAGAGGAGUGGACGCCGAGCGAUUCACAGCGAAAAUGCCACUUGGUAAUAGUGUCAUCGGUGAUCUUGGUGAUUAUUGCCGGCAUUGCUACUGGACUCACACUGGGCCUUACGAAAACACCGGUCAUGGGCAGCCCCUACAGCAAUCAAGAUGCCUUUUAUCCAGACCUACCAAUUGGCGGCUUCGUAGUAGAUACGGCUCUCUACGGUUCAUCAUCCGCAUGUACUUCUAAUCCAAAUGCCUGGCGGUGCCUCUCUUCCAAAGAAAGCCGAGUACCCCGUUUUUACUGGACCAUCACCGAGGUGGAUUCGAAUUAUCAAAUCUCCUCUGCCGACGACCCCAUCGCUUCGUCUCUUACAGAUAUCCCUCUAACAGUUCUUGACGAGGGUGAGGAAGAGGAACGGUUUGUCUUGUCUUAUAAAUUCAACACGACUGUUGAGCUGGCAAUUACGGCGACAAACCGUGCUGCGAAGUGCGUUUACUCCGAUAUGAUUUUUCAAGCCACGCUUUGGACGAAACGGGAGAUGCAACAGCCAUCCAGGACGACCAAAAAGCGCGAUGAUUAUGUGAAGUGGCCGGGACUGGUGGAGAUUAUGGAAAUCAAGAAUGCUACGCUGGGAGGGGCACCAGAGUGUGUUGAUUCUAAGGGUGACAAGAUCGCCGAUGUGCAAAGUGACGCGCGAGCUUGUGAGUGUAUAUAUAGGACAAAGGGAUGGAUAUAAUGAUGCUUUCAGGAUUGGAAGAGACGUUAGUGUGAAUAGAUAUUGCGUGUAUAUUGUAUGCUAAGCACAGGAACCAUAUUUCGAAGCCUCCAUCA